Molecule: messenger RNA, 1029 nt
Organism: Lemur catta (Ring-tailed lemur)
Lineage: Eukaryota; Metazoa; Chordata; Mammalia; Primates; Lemuridae
Product: olfactory receptor 6K3-like
Exons: 2
Coding region: 1-1029 (342 amino acids)
Biological process (GO): G protein-coupled receptor signaling pathway
Cellular component (GO): membrane
Molecular function (GO): olfactory receptor activity; G protein-coupled receptor activity
Source: RefSeq, a predicted model, not a curated record
AUGAGGGUAGAGGGGCUCUCGGACAAUUCAGAAGCCAGUAGUCUGCCUUGGGGUGAGCCAACAAGAGAAACCCCUGAAAAUACGGAUCUGGAGAAUCAGACAGUGGUGAGUGAGUUUUAUUUCUCUGAUUUCCCUCAAUUUGAAAAUGGCAGCCUCUUCUACUUUAUUCCUUUGCUCCUUAUUUACAUGUUUAUUGUUGUUGGAAAUUUCAUGAUCUUCUAUGCUGUCCAGCUGGACACCCAUCUCCACGAUCCCAUGUACUACUUUAUCAGCAUCUUCUCCUUUCUGGAGAUUUGGGACACCACAGCGACCAUCCCCAAGAUGCUUUCCAACCUGAUCAGUGAACAGAAGACCAUUUCUUUCCUUGGUUGCCUCUUGCAGAUAUAUUUUUUCCACUCACUGGGGGUCUCAGAAGGCCUAAUCCUCACAGUCAUGGCCAUUGAUAGGUAUGUCGCCAUCUGCAAUCCCCUCCGCUAUGCAAUCAUUAUGACACCUCGGCUGUGCAUCCAGCUCUCCACUGGCUCUUGCAUCUGUGGCUUCCUUAUGUUACUACCAGACAUUGUGUGGAUUUCUACUCUUCCCUUCUGUGGCCCCAACCAGAUCAACCAACUCUUCUGUGACUUUGAACCUGUGCUGCGUUUGGCCUGUACAGACAUGUCUAUGAUUCUGGUUGAAGAUGUGAUCCAUGCUAUUUCCAUCCUAGCCUCUGUCUCUACCAUCACCCUUUCCUAUUUAAGAAUCAUCAUCGUGAUCCUGAGGAUUCCCUCUGGUCAGAGCCAUCAGAAGGCAUUCUCCACUUGUGCAGCCCACGUUACAAUUUUCUUGCUGUUUUUUGGCAGUGAGGCACUCAUGUACCUACGCUUCUCUGUCACCUUCCCCCCACAACUGGACAAGGCCAUUGCUUUUAUGUUUGCUGUCCUUGCCCCACUUUUCAACCCAAUAAUCUACAGUCUGAGAAAUAAAGACAUGAAAGAUGCCAUCAAGAAAAUCCUCUGUUCUCAAAAAAUGUUCAAUGUCUCUGAGAGCUAA